Molecule: messenger RNA, 2396 nt
Organism: Lineus longissimus
Lineage: Eukaryota; Metazoa; Nemertea; Pilidiophora; Heteronemertea; Lineidae
Product: coiled-coil domain-containing protein 83-like
Exons: 12
Coding region: 100-1440 (446 amino acids)
Source: RefSeq, a predicted model, not a curated record
UUUCCGUAAACAACAUGGCGGUCGAGCCAUAGUUACCACGAAUUUUGGUAUAAAGUCCAUAAAAUUUUAGCCUAACUGGACGUCUGAACUCUAAUAGCCAUGGGGAAGAAAGGGAAAAAGAAGGGAAGUGGAGGAGGCAAGAAGAAAGGCAAGAAGGGGAAGAAAGGAGGAAAGAAGAAGGAGCCACAAAUGACAUUCAAGGAAGCAUUGUUGGCUUAUCAAAUCAAUAUAAAAGAGAAACAGAUUGAAGAUUACAAGUAUGAGAUUCGAGGACUGGAGGAGAGGAAUAAGAGGCACAAAGAAAGGAAUGACCGCCUUGAAAGUGAACAAGUUUACUACAUCAGGAACCUACUUAAACAGGCCAAGGAGUUUGAGAAACAACUGAGUGAGGCAGAGGUUGUAAAUAAAGAACAGGUCAUUGCAAUCAUGAUGGACAAGUGGGCUACAGAGAAGAAUGAAAUAAAAUCUAUUGAAAAUUUAAAGGAAGAGUUAAAAGAAAUGGAUGUGCAGAUAGCAAAGUUACAAAGUGAGGUGACCUACUGGGCAGAUUACAAGGAUCGGGGUUGUUAUGACCAUAAAAAACAAAUCAAGCUACUAGAAAAUGAACUGGAGGACAUGCAGAACGCAUUUGAGGAGAUGACUGCACACAUCAACAGAAAUUUAGAUAAAGCCAAGGAUGAGAUCAGACAGAGCAUGGACGAAACAUUGGACAAUCAAAAGUUUAUCGCUUCCGAGAAAGCUAUGGGUAGGAUGGAUAAGAAUAGUAAACAAGAGGUAUUAGAUAAUGACUGGUUGAAGAGAGAGACUGUUAUUCACAAACGAGAGUACGAUGAGUUAUUGAGCAAUGUGGAGAACCUCGAGAAGAGAAACCUCGAGAUCAUGAGUGAACUUUUCGACUGCAAGAUAGAUGAUCUCAAAAUUUCGAGGAAUUUCUAUUUGACUCAAUUUGAAGAGAAUGACGACCUUGAUGCAUCACCAGGCAUCCUUGAAUUAGAUUUAGCACGGGUUUCUCUUGAUUCAAAACCAAUGUCAAUUGAGGCUGCCCGGCCUGUCCGACCAAAGAGCGCCACCCAGCGAGCGGUAGAGAAAAAGGUGUUUUCACUGAUUACAGCGCCACAAGAAGAGAGUGAAAGUGAGGAGGAAAGUGGAAGUGAUGAAGAUGAAUCUGGUAGUGAGGCCACGUCCGUUACAGGUUCACAGGAUCCCUUUGAUAAUUACUUCAACUUUGAUGAUGAAGAUUUUAAUGACUAUCUCCAGCUGGGUCCACUAGAACUCAAGAUGCUGAGUAUCCAAGGUCAACAGAUGAAAAUAUUCAACCCGCUACGACCUCCAACUGCUGAAACGAAUAUGCAAGCUUGUAAUCCAGAGAAGUGGCCUGUCACGCAUCCAAUGUUAAAACACACACUGAACCCUCCCCCUCCCCGGGAAACGCUUUAUUGAGGAGACUGUGAUAGGUAGAAACUGUGGACAUUCUGCUGCUGUGACUUGACGUUGCUCACGAUCAGUUGCUGACACUUUGCUUAUCACAAUAAUUGGCCAGUUUAUCUCAAAUGGCUGAUACUGACUGUGAUAUUGUAAGCCUGUAGAAAGCCACGAGGACUAAAGAAACUGUAAACCAGGAAUAUUUUUGCUAGCUGGAGAAUUUCCCUCACACCCACUGUCCAUGAAAGAUUAAAGAUAGUCGUCAAGACAGUGGAUUUUGUCAGAUUUUAAGUCAUCGGUAGGAAAAAAUUAUACUUUAAGUUUGGCAUCAGUGUAAUGUUUUGACACUUUUGGAAAUAUUCAGGUAUUUGGAAGUUACUCUUACAUGGCUGAGUGUUAGACCAUUGGACUGAUAUUUUGAAAAGUUUUUGAUAAUCCGUCUAAACACGGCUUGUGUUACAUGUAUAUUGUUGACGUUGUUUUGGUACAUAAUUGUGAUGAUAUUCAAGACAGUUAAAUUUAAUAACAGGUGUGGGUAUGGUAGCUGAAAUUGUUAGAAAAUACUCUGAUGACAUAUUUAUUUAAAUGUUGGUGCGACUGUUAAAUCAAGCUCGCCACCCCUCUGGACCCACUGUUGAUGGUUGACUUCAGCCAGAACUUACCUAAAAAAUAUGCUUGUUAAAUUCCCUAUUGACUCCUAUUUUUGUUGAGACAUUCAUUCCUCAUUACACCCUUUACGCAAUCUGCAUAAAUGAGCAGUAAGAGCACCUUCAAAAUAUUUCAAGAUCAUUAUCAUGUAAAGUAGACACUGUUAACAUUCCACUGUGGGAAAUACAAUGCCCAGUUGAGAAGUCUGUCAGGAGCUUUUAUAGUCCGUUUCAGAAUGACUUUUAGUGGGUUUUCCAUCUGAACUCUUCACCUUAUCUCACUUUAUUUGAUUAUUUUGAGUUGCAUUCAUCACAUUAAAGUUUAUU